Molecule: messenger RNA, 870 nt
Organism: Centruroides sculpturatus (bark scorpion)
Lineage: Eukaryota; Metazoa; Arthropoda; Arachnida; Scorpiones; Buthidae
Product: unconventional myosin-Va-like
Exons: 4
Coding region: 129-458 (109 amino acids)
Molecular function (GO): GTPase binding
Source: RefSeq, a predicted model, not a curated record
UAUAGGCAUUUCAAGCAAAUAAUACAAAUAAACAAAACGAACAAUGCCUUAGAAAUUUUGAUCUCUCAGAAUAUCGUCAAGUACUGAGUGAUGUAGCAGUAUGGAUAUAUCAAGCUGUCAUUAAAAUUAUGGAGGAAAAAGUGCAACCACUAAUUGUGCCUGCUAUUUUAGAGCAUGAAGCAAUACCAGGUAUUUCUAGUAAACCAUCAGGUAUGAGAGGAAGAUCAUGUAGUGCAGCUCGUGAAAUAGAAUCAUUUAUAGAGCCUCAGAAAGCACUGGCUAUGUUGCUUGAAGAACUAAACUCUGUAUUUGUUAUUCUAAGUGUGCAUGGUGUAGAUCCUGAACUUACAUCUCAAGUUUUCAAACAGUUAUUUUAUUUUAUUUGUGCUGGAGCACUGAACAAUUUAUUAUUGAGAAAAGAUAUGUGUCAUUGGUCCAAAGGCAUGCAAAUCAGGUAAAUUUUCAUUGAUUUUUCAUAUAACCAAAUACAAUAGACUUAUGAUCAUCCAGCCUUCAAUUAUCUGGCCUGUGUAUUAUCUAAUUCACUUGACUACAUAUAAAUAAUUUAUCAUUAUAUAAAUUUAAAUGAAUAGUUUUGGUUUUAUAUUAAAAUAUUUUAUGGAUAUAUAAUAUUGUUAAGGUUUUUAUUUAUUUAUUUAUUAGAGAGAGCAAGAUUCUAAAAAUGUUUAAAUAACCCUGUAACCAAAAUUAACUGCUUCAGUAGAUAUUAACACUCACAAAACUUUUUACAGCAGCAAUAAAACUUUAAUAAUUAAAAUUUUUGGUCAUUUUUAAGGACAAUUCUCAGGUUAUAAACUUUAAAUCAGUUGAUUUAGAAAUGUAUCAGAAAUAACAUAGAACAUAAAACAU